GAGCAGACAAGUAUAUGACUCGUGAGAUACAUUUUAGAUGUCUAGUAUAUUAUCCUUACAUCAACCCCGCCGUAUCGCCAGUCUGCACAACCGCCGUUUGAACCCUCUUCCGUAUAACCGCUUCCCUGCAUUUAGUUACACGGAAAACAGCCAUCUAGGUCAUUCAAGAUAUCUAUUGAGACAAUCUUCUCCUACCUACCUAUCCUGAGACUUCUGCUAAAGUAGACAGCCCUCACAGGCUGGUUGCGGGUGCCUCUGCCGAAUCAUGAAGUUCGGCAAGCAAAUCCAGAAGCGUCAGCUUGAAGUACCAGAAUAUGCUGCCAGCUUCGUAAAUUAUAAAGCUCUGAAAAAGCUUAUCAAAAAGCUCUCUGCUACCCCGACUUUGAGCGCCCAGAAUGACCCUCACUUUACUCCCACGCCGGUAGAUACCCAAGUUGCCCUACAGGCAAACAAAGCAAAGUUCUUUUUUCAACUGGAACGUGAGCUAGAGAAGGUCAACGCAUUCUACCUGCAGAAAGAAGCUGAACUUAAAGUCCGGCUGAAGACAUUGCUGGACAAGAAGAGAGUAUUGAAAUCUCGCCAGGGUGUCUCUAGACGGUCGGCUAAAUUUACAACUUUGGAAGAAGGGUUCCAGCAAUUUGCCAAUGAUCUGAAUAAGCUCCAGCAGUUCGUUGAAAUUAAUGGGACUGCCUUCUCCAAAAUUCUCAAGAAAUGGGACAAGACCUCUAAAUCCAAAACUAAGGAGUUGUAUCUCUCUCGCGCUGUAGAAGUGCAACCGUUUUUCAAUGCUCCAGUUAUUAGCGAGCUCUCAGACCAAGCGACGACUAGUCUGCAGGAGCUCGGGGCCUGGGCGGAUGGUGAUCAUGUGCCGUUCGAAGCUCGAUCCGAUCAUAUGGUGAGUAGUCAGCAUUUGCUCGGAACAGACGAAGGCGACGUAGACAGUCUGGUACUCGACACAGCAAUCACUGGUAAUCUGGAUUCUCUGCGAGACCUCUUAGCUAGAAUGCGAGCUGGCUCUCAUUCGCCGUCAGGCAUGGAUAUCUCUUUGAUGGAAAGGGUAACCCGCACUUUUCUCGCCGCGAUACAUGAGGCACCACAAGCUUCCCUCGAGGUUUUAUUGGAGACCGGGCUUGUCGAUAUUCGGUCCGAGGAUGAUAUAAAUGAGCGAAACUGCCUCCACCAGGCCACCAUAUACGGAAACUCUUUCGUGUUGAAUGUUGGCCUCUCAAGGGGAGUUGAAGUUAGUAGAACGGAUGUUUAUGGACGGGUGCCUCUUCACUAUGCGAGCAUGCAUGGGCGACUAGAUAUGCUUGAGCUUCUUCUUCAAGCUGAUCCGACAACGAUUGACCUCAUCGACCAUGAUAACUUCACUCCGCUGAUCCAUGCUAUCAUUCAUGGCCAUCUUACAUGCGUACAACGGCUUCUUGCAACGUCAACGCGUUUAGACCCCGUGUCCGAAACAGACCACAUACCACUCAAUCUAGCUUGCGAGCAUGGAUCGCUCGAUAUUGUCAAGUUACUUUUGCAGCAUGGGGCUCAGAUACUUCCUGACGCUGAAGGGCUAUAUCCGCAGCACCUCGUAGCGCGGUCAGGCCAGACGCCUCGGUUACUUCGCUUGCUGCAGGAAUAUGGUGCGGAUUUGGACCAGAUCGACAAGCUCUAUGGCUGGACUCCUUUAGUACACGCGGCAAGCGAGGGAAAUGUUCCUUGCUUGGAGCAGCUCUUGGAAGUAGGGGCUGACCCUAAUAUUGUGGACGAGAAAGACUUAUCUGCCAUGUAUUAUGCAGCUUGGGAAGGACAUCUGGAAUGCAUGCAAAAACUUACGCUGUACCAGAAGGUAAAUGUGGAAAGUCCCCAACCAAUGCAAACGAGCGGCCCCCUUUUGGCCCCCAUAGGGAGUGGAGGGGCUCCCAUGCCUAUGUCGCUUGACGUUGAUGCCAUUCCCGUUCUUGAACUUCCACCACCAAUCAUACCAUUACGACGAUACGGGCAUAACUUCCUUGACACCAAGGCGGUUAUCCAAAUUAGCUUUCAGGAAGAAGGGGAACACCCGUUGGUUUUCUUCCACGACAGCAAAUAUCCUGCUGCACGACUCACCAUUUCUUCCAAGCUAUCGGAUCUUAUUCCCAAGAAUAUCAUGCUACCUUUCCAAGAAGAUACCCGACUUGUGUCUUUCCAGGUCGAUAAUCUUGACACAUUUACUCUCGAUUUUGAUGUUUUCCCAACAUAUGGCGCGAAGAUUAUUGCGAAGACAGUUGCUCUUCCAAACACGCUUCGAGCUUCCUGGGGUAGCACGGGGAGAUGUUGCCUCCCCUUAUUUGACCCUCGACUCCGGGCGAUUGGCCAAAUUACCUUCAACACCCAAGUAAUCAAGCCUUUCCAGGGCGCUCCGCUAGAGAUUACAGACUUUGAGACAUAUUGGAAGGCCACAAGCCAACUUGAUCAAAAUCCAAACAUGUUUGUCACAGGCUCUAGCCUAUCCGGCGACUUUGUUCAGCUAUUUGUCCAACACACUAGUGAUGGGAUUCCCGUGGUCUGGCCGCAAUGGAAGAUAGAAUGUGGUGGAAUUGAUGUAGCAGUCUCGCGGCUAUCUCAUGAGCAAUUUUCAACCAUUACUGCAUCAAACCCGAGCCGAUCCCAACUCCCCUACAUACCAUCGCAAGGCCUCGGCAAUAUUGCCGAAAUACAUCGUGUUCUAAACACAGCAGGCGUGGCUUUGGACCAAGCCCUCUCUCUCCUUCCAAGCUCGAUGCAUGUCAACCUCCAGAUUAUCUACCCAUCAGAAAAGGAAGAGAUGAGACUCGGGCUUGGCCCAACUGUGAAAGUCAACAGCUUCGUAGAUUCCAUACUAACCAUAGUAUUCGACCAUGCGAGGGAGCAACGAGCACGAAGGAUUGCAGCUCCAGACACUAUUAGAUCGGUGGUUUUUAGCUCGUAUAACCCGACGCUUUGCACGUCCCUGAACUGGAAGCAACCUAACUUCCCCGUCUUCCUCUGUAACGACCUCGGCCGAGAAGAAACCAUGUUAUCGCCUAGCGUGAUUCAAAGCAGUGGACGAAGAACAUUCUCAGUCAAGGAGACUGUGAGGAUAGCGCAGAGCAACAACUUUAUGGGGCUAGUUUGCUGCUCUCGAUUACUGAACAUGGUCCCAGCUCUCGUAGAUGCGAUCAAGUCGCACGGACUAGCGCUGGUUGUCGAUAAAUCAACUGAGGAGGUUGCGGAGCCGUUCUCACACACGGAUGCCUUCCCGAUCCCUAAGGGUGUCGAUGGAGUUUUGAAGGGCAACGGAGUCUUAAAAUUCAACGGAUCUAUAGACGUGUAGAGUAAGCGUUUGUGAUCAAGGUCAUUUAUUAGUUAUAGGCAUCCCGUUUCUACACGGAUGGGCGUUGAAGGUGCGCUUUUGCUAGAGAUAAAAUAAGGGUGUGAGCAACCGCCGAAUGA
This is a messenger RNA of Hypoxylon fragiforme, 3441 nucleotides long. Its product is annotated as SPX domain-containing protein. Gene Ontology annotation, molecular function: protein binding; phosphoric diester hydrolase activity. The coding region runs from base 266 to 3322 and encodes 1018 amino acids. The record is from RefSeq and is a predicted model, not a curated record. Gene Ontology annotation, biological process: lipid metabolic process. NCBI's taxonomy places the organism in Eukaryota, Fungi, Ascomycota, Sordariomycetes, Xylariales, Hypoxylaceae. The transcript has 7 exons.